Messenger RNA from Gossypium raimondii (Peruvian cotton), 678 nucleotides. RefSeq lists its product as uncharacterized. Bases 1 to 678 code for a protein of 225 amino acids. Lineage: Eukaryota; Viridiplantae; Streptophyta; Magnoliopsida; Malvales; Malvaceae. The record is from RefSeq and is a predicted model, not a curated record. The transcript is spliced from 2 exons.
AUGAAUCUGAAUGGCUCUAUCAACAAGUACAAGGCAAGACUGGUUGCAAAAGGAUACAAGCAAAAGGAAAGAGAAGAUUUUACAGAGUGUGGAUUCCAAAAAUGUCCAUAUGAGUAUACUCUCUACAUCAAAGGCAAUUCUAAAGGAAGAUUCAUGGUUGUAAGUCUCUACGUUGAUGAUGUUAUUUUCACAGGAAAUGAUGUGAAAAUGUUGAAAGAAUUUCAGCACUCAAUGAUGGCAGAAUUUGAGAUGACAGAUUUGGGAGAACUUCAUCAUUUUCUUGGCAUUGAAGUUCAUCAAUCCGAGAAAGGAAUUUUUAUUUCACAAGAGAGCUACGCAAAAGAAGUUCUAAAAAAGUUCAAGAUUGAAAAUGCCAAUCCAGUUUCUACUCCAUGCAUCACAUGUCUAAAGCUAUCUAAAGAGGGAGAAGGAAAGCUUGUCAAUUCCACCAUAUUCAGAAGUUUGGUUGGGAAGUUAAUGUAUCUGACUUCGACAAGGCCUGACAUCGUGUAUGUUGUUAGCUUGCAGGAAGCAUUGAUGAUAGCAGAAGCACUUCUGGUUAUGUUUUUCACCUUGGUAGCGGUGCAAUUUCAUGGAGCUCAAAGAAACAAUCAGUUGUGGCGCUUUCGACUACAGAAGCUGAAUAUAUCGCUGCAUCUUAUGCAGGAUGUCAAUUGA